Messenger RNA from Dermochelys coriacea (leatherback sea turtle), 5916 nucleotides. RefSeq names its product DTW domain containing 2 (gene DTWD2). Lineage: Eukaryota; Metazoa; Chordata; Testudines; Dermochelyidae. The transcript is spliced from 6 exons. The record is from RefSeq and is a predicted model, not a curated record. Bases 793 to 2100 code for a protein of 435 amino acids.
GGCACUAUCAAUUUAAAUGUCACAUUAUAAUUAGAGAUAAGGUGAAUGAAAUAUUUUUUUUGGACUGACUUCUCUUGGUGAAAGAGACAAGUUCUUGAGCUUAUACAAAGCUCUUCAGGUCUGGGAAAGGUAUUCAGAGUGUCUCAGAAAAAUACAAGGGGGGAACAGAUAUAUGUAUAAGAGUUAACACAUGUUACAAACAAUCAUUCCUGAUGACAUUGAUAGUAAACACCUCUGCAGUCAUAGGACUAAGGAGGGUUAGAUUGUUGUAAUGAGCCACAAAGCCAGUGUCUUUUUUUUUUAAAUCCAUGAUUUUUAGUGUCUAGCAGAGUUAUUAAUUUAAAUUCCCAGGCUAUCUUUUAAAGGUAUUGUGCAUGUGUCCAUUCAGAACAAGGACUAAGGGGACACACAGGGAGAUAUUGUUUUAUUAAAAGUGUUUGCUCACUGGGUGUUAGUCAUAAAAUGAUGAAAGACAUUAUGAAGUUACUUAACUUUUAACAGUAAGCUGAACUUAUCAAAAAUUAAUUAAAAAACCCCCAAUCUACUUUUCACUAAUGGCCUGAUCCUGCAAAGAUUUCCACUGAGGGUAUGCCUACACUACAGUCUCCACCAGCAUAUGCUAUAGCACAGAUGCAGACGUAUGUUUGUUUGCCUUCAUAUAAAUGCAAAAAUAGAAUAAAGUCAGGUUUGAUUAACUCUAGUUGUGGGCUCCAAUAAUACAUAUUAAAUAACAAAGCGAGUUAAACUAAUGCAGAAUAACGCAGCCUACUUCCAGAACCAGCGCAGCCACACAUGGAGUUAAUCCGGAGUGACUCCGGGCGAGUGCGGAUAAACACACCUGCCCAGGAUGUCUGGUCAGUUUCGCGGGGGCGGGGGCGACAGCCGCGCCCAGCUCUCGCAAGCGGCGUACGCCGGCCUCAGAACACUGCACGGGAACCUUCCCUCCGGCGCAAUUCGAGGAGGGCUACGCAGCCUCCCCCCGCCAUCUCCGCCGGCAUGGCACCUCCGGACCGCGGUAACCCGGUGCCGCCCCCACCCCCGCGCACACAAGGCGGGAACAGUGACCCUACCUGCCCUUGUGAUUGGUUGAGCAGCCCAUGGGGGCGGUCUCACGAUCGGCGCUUGACCCCCUCCCCCCGACACACACGUGACAGGGCCCUGCGGCCUUACUCGGGCUCCCAACCGGCCGCCGCCUUUCGCGGCCUUUUAGCGCCCCCUGGCGGCCGCCUCCCACAUCGCAGCUUUGAGCAGCGGCUCUGCCCAGCCGGCGGCGAAAUGGAGACGGCAGCGGCUGGGAGCGAGGAGUCGGGCGCCGCGGAAGAGCCCGGGGAGACAGCAGCAGGGCGAGAAGAUGGCGGCUGCGAGGGCCUGUGGGAGCUGCCGGUGGAGCGCUGCGUGAGGCGGGCCGAGUGCGGGCGCUGCCGCCGUCCUCAGAAGGUGUGUUUGUGUCCAUUCUUCCCUGUACAUCCUCUAAAAGUCUCCACUUGCUUGUAUAUAAUUCAGCAUCCAGCAGAGGAAAGUCGAGUAUUACGAACAGUGCCUCUGCUAACUGCUUGCCUCCCCGGAGACAAGUGUAAAGUCUUGAUUGGUCGACGUUUUGGUGAAGAUAGGUAUCCUGAAUUAGCAGCUGUGUGCCGAAAUUCUAAUACUCUAAUUCUGUAUCCUGGAGCUGAAGCAGCUAAUUUGGAAGAAGUGGCUUUGAUCUUCCCAAGUCCAUCCACAAUCAUCAUCAUUGAUGGAACAUGGAGUCAGGCUAAAGAUAUAUUCUACAAAAACUCUCUUUUCCGGCUUCCUAAGCAGGUGCAAUUGAAAUCAAGCAUUUCAAGUCAAUAUGUAAUUCGUACCCAGCCAACAAACACCUGCCUUUCUACACUUGAAUGUGCAGCUAUUGCCCUUGCCAUCAUGGAAAAAAAUGAUGGUAUUCAGGAGACUAUACUCCGCCCUCUUCAAGCUUUGUGCUCUUUCCAACUUCAGCAUGGUGCCCAGAUCCAUCACAGCAAGGAGCAUCUUCUUAAAAAUGGUUUAUAUGACAAGCCCAUGCCAAAGAAUAAACGCAAGCUCAAGAGAAUGGAACUCUUAGUGAAUAAUGUUAAAAUCUAGAAAGACUGUACACACAGUAGUAUGGAAUUUAUUUUUUUUUUGUAGCUAACAAACACAGUUUGAUAUUGGAUUGUUCCAAAUAGCUAUCCAUAUGGUAAUAGACCUUUUAAACUCCUGUAUUCAGGAGGCUUCCUGUGAAUAAUGCCAACUACGGUAAUAGGCAGCAUGUUUAGUUUUGUUGUUAUACUAGGCCAGGUGUCUUUGCUCAACUGUAGAGGGGAGGAAAACUGCAGUGAAUAAUUUAGAGCUAUGCUGUCUCUAGAGUCAGUGUAUGAUCCCCAUUAAGACUGGAUAGAUUUACUUUGGGGAAGCUUUUUCUCAGUACUGAAGAACAGGCAUUCUGUUUAAGUAGAUAGUGGUAAGGGUAAGGAUCCAGUAUUUGGAAGAAUAUUGAAUUACUUCUCAGCAUUUUAAUUUUAAUUAGUAAUUACAAUAGGGUAUAUCUAUAAAUUCCUAUAUUAGUUAGUUAAUCUGAAAAUAAGGAAAUGUGAUCUGAGUAUUUUUGUUUUAGUUUAGUGAGGCAUUUAUUUCUUAUUUUACUAGUCUGUUAACUUGUUAUAGAUUUAUAUCCCUAUUAUUGUGCAGUCAUACUUACUUUGAGCCUGUCCGCAGUUUUCAAGGGUUUUGCUUGUCUGAGAUAUGCCAAUAUAUUUUCUUCAGAUUUUAAUAAAAAAGAAAAUAUGGAAAUGGAGAUGGAGCUAAACUUUUAUCUGAAUUGUAGACCAGGUUCUGCGCUCCAUACUUGGGCAAAACUUCCCUUGUCUGUGUAAAACCCGUAGAAUUUGGCCCAAAGAGUAUAUGCAAUGUACCACAUCUUGUUUAAUCCCUUUGAUUUUGGAAUUUACAUGUAUUCCUGCAGAAGUUUCUGUUGAAACCCUUUCAGAAUUGAGUAGUCUAGCCAGACUGUAAAAAUAUGUUCGCAGAUGCAUCAAAUCUUGUGGCGAAAUGAUUCUUUUUUUUUUUUUUUUUUUAGCAAUCGUGGCGUUGCAGUGUUGCUGCCAGCAGUGGAAGCACAAGUGAAGACAAGGAUCAGAUAUUUUUAUUUGCGUCAUGAAGCAGGUUUUCAUGAUGAAAACUAGUGAUAUUAGUGCUUUACCAAGGUGAAAACCUGCUUUAUGAAACUAUGGUAGUAAAAGUGUCUGAUCCCUGUCCUGACUGGUGGUUGCGCUAUAGGUAGCAGCAGUACAUCUAUACUGGAUAGUAAUUAUUCUUAGGCCUUCUCUACGCUAGGGUAUUUUUCCCAUAAUUUAUGACUGCUACUUCUGCUGGACUUUUAAGUGGUCACCAGUGUUUUAACAACUGUGGAUUUGUCUAUAUUAGGAAAAGAGAUUAUAUGUCAGGACUAGCUAAGAUGUUUGCUAACCAUAACCUUUUCUUUAUUCUGGAUGCAAUUUAGAUAAAUCCCAUGACUGUGGCUAACACUGGUACAGCUGAACUGGUGAGAGCGACAAUGAGAAAUUAGGAGCAGAAAGAUUAAUGUAGACACCCUUACUGUAGAAGCACAUUCUCUUGUGAAACGGGCAAGAAUUCCUGUUUAAGGAAUGGAGGGUAUUCCCACUUACCUUGCUGUUAUUGUUUCAGUUUGCCUUGUUUUGGAUUCACUGGGACAGCAGUACAUCCUUCAGUUUACACUGUGAAAGUUAUUUUCCCUAACAGAAGGGUUAAAUAUUUCUUUUCACAAAAUGUAAGUUCACAUUCUGGAGAACAGAGGAAAAUCUGUGUUAAUACUCUAAAUUCACAAACAAUUGAAGUCUUAGUGGAUCAAAGAAAUAGUCUACUUAAUUGAGUUAUAAUCCUAAAUGAAGUACUUCAGUACAGUACAGUAUGUGAAUUGAAGGUUUUUUCAAUUCUGCGUAAGGGUCAAAUUUUCCAAUGUUAAUAUGAGAGAUUUUUAUUGAUGUGAAUAAUCUCAUUGAUGUGGGGCUACUCCCAUGAGUAAGUAUUACUUAAGUGAGUCAUGUUUGUAGGAUCAAGCCCUAAUGUUGGACAAAUGGAUGUCUGUUGCAGUCAAGUCUGCAGUACUGUCUGUACCAUACUAGUAGAUCACUAUCCAACAGUUAUUUUAAAAAGGAAAAAAGAUUAAGUUAUUUAUUAUGCUUCAGUUACUGGAACCCUACAAUUUUACUUUCUUUGAGGAUUUUGUAGUGUUCAAUUUAACUGUAGCACUAAUUACAUUAUCUGGGAUGGGCAUUUAGUUGCUACAAAGUUGUCAAACGAAAUUACAUCAAAGCUGAUCACAUUUUUUUGUUAAUUUCCAUUUUAUUAAAAACUAACACUUAAUUUGAUUAAAGCUGUUUUAUCUUCUUCCAUGUUAAAAUCCAAUUCUGUUGCUGCAGUCCAUUCUUGAAAACCAAGCAGAAUAUAUUCUCAAAUAAUAUUUCUUCAUGCCUUCUAUUCCUUCUGAGCACGUUUUCCAUUAUUUUUUUUCUGGGCACGAUGAAAAGUGUUUGCACAAAGACAUUUAGGGCCAAAUUUUCAGUUAGGCCUCAAUCAAGUAUCUUUUUUUUGGUAGGCCUACUUUUUGUGCCCACAAAUAAUUGGGUUUUUAAUUAAUUACAGGUAUGAAUAAUAGACAUCUUAAAUAUCUGAUUUGUAUGUGCGAAAAGGUGUAUAACUAUCACUUCUUCUUACAAUUUAUUGUGGAUCCCAAAAUACAAGCAGAAUUAUUUGCAGAUAUAACAUUGUGCAUGUAAAGAUUGAGGCCGCUCUUGAAAACCUGGCCCUUAAUCUAUUAUUCUUGUAAACAGAAUUUUGAUUGGUUCUAUAUACUAAAUUGUUACUGUUUAAUUUCAAUAUUUUAUGUUACAUGACAGUGUCAUGCAAGUUGAUCAGUUGUAAAUUUAUUUUCAGAUUUUUAUAUUUUUGAUGAUACUGUAUAGCUUUUUAAACAAAAUUAUGUGUAUUAACAAACAUUUUUAGAAUUUAGCAAUCUUGUCUUCAGGCCAAUGGGGAUCAAACUUGGAAGUGAUAUUUUAACGUAUGACAGUUAUCUCAAGAAAAGGUACUACCCAAAUCUUAACUGUUUUGAUUGUGAGUGAGCUUGAAGAGUUGUCACCUACUUUCUGUAAGAAAUUUUAAUUAGGAUAAGUUUAUUUUGCAUUUUUAUUAUUUGCUGUAAUGGUCACCCACUCUUCAUUUGUAAAUUAGCAAAAGAUUCUUGGGAGUUUAAAACAGCAGUUUAGCCUAGAAGUGAACUUCUAAAAACAUAUUUAAUACAGUGUAUUUUCUUUUAAUGUUUUUUCUCCCCUUGUCAGCUUUGCAUUUUUAAAUGUUGUUGUAUAAAUACAGUCUGCCCUCUACAUUCCACUGAAUCAUAUCAUGGGGAAUUGUUGACAUUGCCGUACAUAUGCUGACAACAUUGAUAUCAAACUUUGGUGAAAAAGAUUGUAAUAACAUAAAAUACUGUAAAGUGACUGUUUCCAGUACAAGAUGUUGGAUACAAAAGUUGUAUGUGAUUGCCUAAACAAUAUAUUCACUUUUUUAAAAAAAAUAAGUAUUUCUGAACCCUCUUAUUUUUAUUUUCUCUUUGUAGAAGAACAUUUCUAGAAAGUCUUCAAAUUUCAAGAUAAAGUUGGUCCAGGAAGAGCAGGAUAUGCUUUGUUACCUGCAGGACUUAAUACCCAUUGCAUUCUAACAUCUUGCAUAUUCCAGAUGUUAUCAAAAUAUUAGAAAGCAGUUAGCGUUUCAUUAGUUUUCUAUUUUAAAAAAUGUUCAUAUGAUUUGAUAAAAGACAAUUUAUUUUUAGACUAAAGGAUUUUCUUCUGUAUUGCUCAAAUGGAUUAAAAAGAUGUUCAUGCUGUAUUGUUUUCUAUUUCU